Messenger RNA from Paraglomus occultum, 1557 nucleotides. The record is from the annotation of a GenBank genome assembly. NCBI's taxonomy places the organism in Eukaryota, Fungi, Glomeromycota, Glomeromycetes, Paraglomerales, Paraglomeraceae.
AUGUCCUUUCUAUCAGUCCCUUCGGUUGAAGAAGUCAGUAAAUGGAGCCCUAAGAACGUCAUUACUUUUCUGGAGACUAAGAAGGAUGAGUUGUUUCUCAGAGACCAAGAUAUUAAAGUAUUUGAAGAUAACUGGGUCGCUGGUCGCGCGUUCCUCAACCUGACUGCGGAAAAGCUUGAAAGAUGGGGAAUGUCAGGAGGACCAGCGGAAACUAUUGUAGACCUAAUCAAAGGAAUAAAGAGCGAAGGAGAAGCACAGGAACUUAGAGAUGAAGAUGAAGAUGAUGCCCUAUAUUUCUCGACCAUUGAUAUGCUCCAAACACCACCAGAGUAUAUUCCAUCCCGCUGGGAUCUAUUACUUUGGCUUCAAAAACCGCCUUCCACACCAGUCAACAUUCCUCCAGCUAUGUAUAACGCUUACUUUCGGUCGAGGAUUUCUCCAAAUAUUUUGAUUCAAUUCUUUGUGACUUCAGACAAGGCGUCUUUCCGAACAUGGGCUGAAUGUAUACAACCUAUUGCCAAGCCACCCGUUAUAGGCACAACGGAGGAUUCAUUUCACGCAUUUUGGGAUGCACUCAUUGUCAACCCUUUUAGGAUUGGAUAUCCACAAGGAGUCUACAAUCGAAACACAUCUCUUCAUACUUCCACAAGACGAUAUAGACCCGACCUUUCAUACUUGGUAUUGGAUGCCUGCCUUGCGAGAGGAGAGGAAAAGGGUCCCGAUAAUGAUGACGAUCCAGGGGAAGAACUAGUUUCAAAAUUGACAUGGACGUAUGGAAAUUGUCCAUAUAUAUUCGGGUAUCAUGCAAAAUGUGCCACAGUGACAUACUGUUAUUUGUACACUGAAGGUGAAGAGAUUAAGCAUAAGGAUCUGAUCACAGUUAACCUAAAUGAAUUGGAAGGACGCCUCCAAGCUUUCGCUAUCGGAAGGAACAUUGGCGACUAUUGCCUCUACUUCGUCAAACCCUCCCAGGGUAUUUCCAGUGGGAGUUUACCAUACUUCACCGAUCAGGCCUAUUAUGAUAUAAUGGCUAAGAACCAAGUUCCUUUCAUUGAUCGAUUGGUGCACAUAAACACUGAGGAGGGGAAAACCCCAUUCGUGAUCCUUUCUCCAAAGGGUAUGGUGCAUAAACCACAAUCAUUAGAAAAACUAAUCAUAGCAUUGUAUUGUGUAUUAACUGCCCUUAAGUCUCUUCACAGCUUGAAGAUCAUGCAUCGUGACAUUCGCUGGGAGAAUGUGCUGAAGAAUAUUGAGAAGGACAGAUGGUUUAUUAUUGACUUCGAUGAUGCGUGUUCUUCACCUUCGUCUAUUCCUCACAACGCAUUGGCUUACGAGAGCCAUGCACCAGAGAUUUUUACUGGCGUUCAUGAUACGAGCGUGGAUAUCUGGUCGGUUGGGUAUCUUAUUAUGACAACGUCUGUGAAACACGAACCAUUAAUCGAUUACGCAAAGAAGAUGAUGGCAAAAAAUUAUCUGGAGAGGCCAACAGCUCACGAAUCAUUACAGUGGCUUUGGAGUAAUUUUGAAGACGUUCUCAAGGGAGAAGUUUUGAAGUAA